Cyprinus carpio (common carp) is the source of this 4976-nucleotide messenger RNA. RefSeq names its product oxysterol-binding protein 2-like. Gene Ontology annotation, cellular component: intracellular membrane-bounded organelle; cytosol; membrane. Lineage: Eukaryota; Metazoa; Chordata; Actinopteri; Cypriniformes; Cyprinidae. The coding region runs from base 123 to 3674 and encodes 1183 amino acids. The record is from RefSeq and is a predicted model, not a curated record. The transcript is spliced from 21 exons. Gene Ontology annotation, molecular function: cholesterol binding.
UUUUUCAUCUCUCUGUCUUUGGGGAGAGAAAGAGGGGGGAGUGUGCUGUUUCUUUCUCCCUGCCCCAGACCCUCCUCCUCCUCUGAUAGCCCGUCCAUCUCAGAGUAUCGGCGGUGAGUUUUAUGGGGAGAGUGGCCGCUCCCUGCAGUGGCCCCGGCAGGAUCGUGUCCUUUCUCACCGCAGUUCCGUGCUUAUCCUGCAAACAGCGGCGGCGGCGGCGACAUCAUCAGUCUGUGGCAGUGGACCGGGGCAGGAGGAGCAUGAGCGAGCAGGGCAAGAGUGCCGCGUCCACGCCAGCGAGCGGGACACCAGCCCCGGGCUCGGACACCUACAAAGGCUGGCUCUUUAAAUGGACUAACUACAUCAAAGGUUACCAGCGCAGAUGGUUCGUGCUCAGCAACGGGCUGCUGUCCUAUUACAGGACGCAGGCAGAGAUGGCCCAUACGUGCCGCGGCACCAUCAACCUGGCCACGGCGCACAUCGACACCGAAGACGCCUGCAAUAUUGUUCUGAGCAGUGGGGGGCGCACGUACCAUCUGAAAGCCAGCACAGAGGUGGAGAGGCAGAGAUGGGUCACAGCACUGGAGCUAGCCAAGGCCAAAGCCAUCCGAAUGAUGAAUGAUCAGUCCGAUGACUCUGCGGACGAGGAGCCCACCUCUCAGUCAGACCAAAGUGAGAUCCAGGGCACUCUCAAGACUCUGGCCAGUAAGUUGGAUGACUUGAGCACGUGCAAUGACCUGAUAGCCAAGCACGGAGCGGCGCUGCAGCGGUCUCUGAGUGAGCUCGAGACCUUACGUGUGCCUCUGGAGGGAGGAGAGAAAAUCAAGGCUGUCAACGAGAGAGCCACCCUCUUUCGCAUCACCUCCAAUGCUAUGAUCAAUGCGUGUCGAGAUUUCUUGGACCUGGCAGAGAGCCACAGCCGCAGAUGGCAGCGAGUACUUCAGCAUGAGCGAGAGCAGCGCACACACCUGGAGGAGACCAUUGAGCAACUAGCCAAGCAGCACAACAGCCUGGAACGAGCCUGGAGAGAGGCCCCCACGCACGCUGUCAACACGCCCGAUACGCCCACCACCGACACGGGGAAAGAGCUGCAGCCUCACAGGAAGAGGCGGACCCAGAUCCCAGAGAAGCCCAACUAUUCACUCAAUCUGUGGAGCAUCAUGAAGAAUUGCAUUGGCAAAGAACUCUCAAAGAUCCCAAUGCCUGUGAACUUCAACGAGCCCCUGUCCAUGCUGCAGCGCUUGACGGAGGAUUUGGAGUACCACGAGCUGCUGGAUAAGGCGGCGCGCUGUGAGAACUCUCUGGAGCAGAUGUGUCUAGUCGCAGCCUUCUCCGUCUCCUCAUACUCUACCACAGUGCACCGGACGGCCAAACCCUUCAACCCUCUCCUGGGAGAGACCUACGAACUGGACCGCCUGGAAGAAUUCGGCUAUCGUUCCCUCUGUGAACAGGUCAGUCAUCAUCCGCCGGCAGCCGCUCAUCAUGUGAUGUCACAGCGAGGCUGGACCCUGUGGCAGGAAAUCACCAUCGCUAGCAAGUUCCGUGGCAAAUACCUCUCCAUCAUGCCUCUGGGUGCGAUCCACCUACAGUUUCAUGCGAGUGGAAACCACUAUGUGUGGCGUAAAGUCACGUCCACCGUGCACAACAUCAUUGUGGGCAAACUGUGGAUUGAUCAGUCUGGAGAUAUAGACAUAGUCAACCACAGGACCAAAGAGACCUGUCAGCUCAAGUUCUCUCCGUUACAGUUACUUUUCAAGGGAGGUCCCACGAAAGUUCAACCCCAGAGCUUGUUUACCCUUGUUCUCCUUGUUCUUUCCCACUGUAAGGUCACAGGGGUGGUGAAGGACAGUGAAGGCCAGGCCCACUACAUCCUGUCAGGUACAUGGAUCAAGAUGGAGAGUGCCAAGAUCGUGCAGAGUAGCAGAGGAAGCAGCAUCUCUGAGGGCAAACAGAAGACUGUCUAUCAGACGCUCACACCCAAACUGCUAUGGAAGAAAAAAUACCCUCUACCGCGGUGUCGAGAUUUCUUGGCACCUGGGAGAGAGCCACAGGCCGCAGAGGGCAGCGGAGUACUUCAGCAUGAGCGAGAGCAGCGCACACACACUGGAGGAGACCUUGAGCAACUAGCCAAGCAGCACAACAGCCUGGAACGAGCCUGGAGAGAGGCCCCCACGCACGCUGUCAACACGCCCGAUACGCCCACCACCGACACGGGAGUGAGUGAAAGGCCCAGGAAAGAGGAAGCGAGUGAUGAAGAUGAGGAUACAGAGUAUUUUGAUGCCAUGGAAGACUCACGGGCUUUUAUAACAGUGACUGCCACGGACCCCUCUCACCACAGACGUUCUCAGAGUAAUCUCAGUGGAGCUAGUGGAGGACAGCCCAGUGACUGGAACCAGGAAGACAAUUGUUCUGUGAGCAGUAAUGAUUUUUCAGGGAAAGAGCUGCAGCCUCACAGGAAGAGGCGGACCCAGAUCCCAGAGAAGCCCAACUAUUCACUCAAUCUGUGGAGCAUCAUGAAGAAUUGCAUUGGCAAAGAACUCUCAAAGAUCCCAAUGCCUGUGAACUUCAACGAGCCCCUGUCCAUGCUGCAGCGCUUGACGGAGGAUUUGGAGUACCACGAGCUGCUGGAUAAGGCCGCGCGCUGUGAGAACUCUCUGGAGCAGAUGUGUCUAGUCGCAGCCUUCUCCGUCUCCUCAUACUCUACCACAGUGCACCGGACGGCCAAACCCUUCAACCCUCUCCUGGGAGAGACCUACGAACUGGACCGCCUGGAAGAAUUCGGCUAUCGUUCCCUCUGUGAACAGGUCAGUCAUCAUCCGCCGGCAGCCGCUCAUCAUGUGAUGUCACAGCGAGGCUGGACCCUGUGGCAGGAAAUCACCAUCGCUAGCAAGUUCCGUGGCAAAUACCUCUCCAUCAUGCCUCUGGGUGCGAUCCACCUACAGUUUCAUGCGAGUGGAAACCACUAUGUGUGGCGUAAAGUCACGUCCACCGUGCACAACAUCAUUGUGGGCAAACUGUGGAUUGAUCAGUCUGGAGAUAUAGACAUAGUCAACCACAGGACCAAAGAGACCUGUCAGCUCAAGUUCUCUCCGUACAGUUACUUUUCAAGGGAGGUCCCACGAAAGGUCACAGGGGUGGUGAAGGACAGUGAAGGCCAGGCCCACUACAUCCUGUCAGGUACAUGGGAUGACAAGAUGGAGAGUGCCAAGAUCGUGCAGAGUAGCAGAGGAAGCAGCAGCUCUGAGGGCAAACAGAAGACUGUCUAUCAGACGCUCACACCCAAACUGCUAUGGAAGAAAUACCCUCUACCAGAGAAUGCAGAGAACAUGUACUGUUUCUCCUCUCUGGCUUUGACCCUGAAUGAGGAAGAGGAGGGUGUGUGUUGGACGGACAGCAGGCUGAGGCCGGACCAGCGGCUGAUGGAAGCGGGACGCUGGGACGAGGCCAACGUAGAGAAGCAGAGGCUGGAGGAAAAACAGAGAGCCACGAGGAGGAGGAGAGAAGCUGAGGCCUCAAAGGCCAUCGAUGAGGGACAGGACUUUGAAGGCUACAUACCGCUGUGGUUCCACCAGAGGACGGAUGAACUGACGGGAGAGACUAUUUACGUUUAUAAGGGGGGUUACUGGGAGGCCAAAGAAAGACAAGAGUGGAGUACGAGUCCGGAUAUCUUCUGAACACGCAAAACAAUUGACUAACUCUGCAGACAGACAAAGACAAAAGAGGAAUAAACCCUCUACAUGGACUCAACAGGGCCUUGUGAGUGUGUGUGUGUGUGUGUGUGUGUGUGUGUGUUUGCAGCCCAAUGACAUAUCUUUGCCCAACUCUUAAACAGACUACUAAAAUGGGAGAACAGAAGAAUGUUCUCUCUGAAGUUCACCUCAAAGACGAGUGUGUGAGAGAAAUGCGCAGUUGAACUCUUAGCCAAGUGCCGCCCCAGUUUAUCUUCCAAAGCAAAUCAGGUUCUUUUUAUUGGAGUACAACCCCAUCACAAAUGCACUUUGCUCUCUUCCCAGCAGUGAAGUACACUGGACUGAGUCUUGUUUAUAAAGAGAUCAUAUCAAAGAUGCUCCUCCCCGUCCCAUGCUGGCCUGGACAGCACAUGAAGAAACUCACAUAUGAAGGAGAGACUCACUCGACUUAACACAACACAGAAUUGUCUGAUUGUUCAGCUUGUGUACUACUUUUAGUUUCAUAUCAACAACAGUACCAUAUUUAGGCAAGGGAAGUUCUUGCAUUUGUAUAUCCCAGGAGCACAAUCAGGCUCUUUUAUUGGACACACAGCUGAAGACUUUCUCACUGGCUCCGCCCACUUUGCAUAGCAAAUGACAGUAAAGUUACAUCUCAUGACUUCAGUUAACCAAUGAGCUUCAGGCAAGCAUUAAAAGAGCCCUUGUGUCUGUUGUAUUGGACAGUGCAGGUGUUUGGACACAAAUGUUUUACUCCCAUGAAUUGUCAUGCACAUUAAUUAGCUGCUUCAUGCAUUGGCUCUGUGGAGCCCCCAGUGGUCAUUAUCUUGAUACUGUGACUGCCACAGUACAAUGCAUAUCAAUGCAAUUAAACAAAAAAAAAAACAACUUUUUUGUACAAUCAGGAUACUUAAUUAAUGAAUGAAUGAAUGAACGAUCAACUAAUAAAAGUAAACAAGUCACCUGCUUUACUCACUCAGAGGACAUAGCAAACAAUCAAAAUACAAAGUGUGAUACUGAUAACACAAGCAAACAGCUUGCUGACCUUGUUUUGUGUUCAAAGCAUGCUUGUAUUUAUUAGCAGUAGAGAACGUGGUUUAAAACACCCAAGAUUAAGGGGAUUGCUGUAGUUCACAUUACAUUAUGGUGAUAGAGAAGUACAUUGUAGUACAUUUUUUUUAAACUGGUCAUUUCAGUACUUUGUGACAGAAAGACAGAUUUUAAAUUUCUUCUUAAAGGGAUACUCCUUGAUGAAAAUGUUGUCAUUAAUCACUUACCCCUAUGUUGUUC